AUGGAGCAGCGUUUUCUGGGCUGGAAAGGGGCUUGGGAUUCCACUGAGGUGGCACCAGAGCCCCAGCCUCCAUCUAUGCUGUGCUCAGAAGAUUGUGGGCCUCACCCACUCCCUUUCUAUCCUGUGCUGGGAGAGUUCCCAGGUCAGGGCGGUGGUUUGGAUUCAGGACUGCUUUCCAGUCCUUGUUAGCGGCUUCGCUGGGUCUACCUGCAAAACGAAGUCUGUCCCAGAGCCCAGAGCACCUUGGAACCAACAGGGGCUCUGCCCACUGCGGGCCUCUGGCCUGGGACACAGAUGAAGCCAGAGGCAGCUGCAGGAGAGGUGGACCCUGCAGAGGAACCCGAGCCACUCACCCACCGGCAGCUUUCCUCCACCAGGACGCCCUGCCUGGCCACAUAG
This is a messenger RNA of Ailuropoda melanoleuca (giant panda), 399 nucleotides long. RefSeq names its product annexin A2 receptor (gene ANXA2R). Gene Ontology annotation, molecular function: signaling receptor activity. NCBI's taxonomy places the organism in Eukaryota, Metazoa, Chordata, Mammalia, Carnivora, Ursidae. The record is from RefSeq and is a predicted model, not a curated record.